AGAGAGAGAGAGAGAGAGAGAGAGAGAGAGACGCACACACACAGGGAGUUUUUGCCAUUCUCAUCCUCUGGAAUGCAAAGUCAACACACAACUGGAUGCACACGAGCAGACUGCAGAAGUUACGAUGCGCAUCUAUUUAUAGCACCUUCUGCGCAGUUUUCCUCUAAGCUGGCAUCACGCAGUACCUGUACGUUGGGAGUGAAGUAGUCCUCCGUCGGGUCUGAGGCGAAUCUCCUGUUCGGGAGACAAGCUUUGACUCAAGACUUUUUUUUUUGGUGUAAUUUUUUCCUCCCCGGAUACUUUUAAUUCUGCCGAGGCACUUGCUGGAGCUGUGCGCGCGUUCUGGAGCGGACAUGCCCGGGUGUAAGCGCGGAGGACGCCUGCUGCACUGCUCCGUGGCCCUGGUGGCCCUGCUGUCGCUGUGCACCGGGCUCGGAGACGCCGCCGAGGCGGCGGACACCGAGGACAGCGGGACGAUGGGCAAGCAGAGCGACCCCCGAGGCAGCAGGGCCAAGAGGAGGGGAGGCUCGGACGUCCUCAGAGGACCAAAUGUGUGUGGCUCACGGAACAGCGCCUACUGCUGCCCCGGCUGGAAGACCCUGACUGGAGGAAACCAGUGCAUUGUUCCGAUCUGCCGGAGUCCAUGUGGAGAUGGUUUCUGCUCCAGACCCAACAUGUGCACCUGCCCCAACGGCCAGAUCGCCCCGUCCUGUGGAUCCAAGUCAGUCCAGCACUGUAACGUACGGUGUAUGAACGGGGGGUCGUGUGCCGAGGACAACUGCCAGUGUCAGAAAGGCUACGUGGGAAACCACUGCGGUCAACCGGUGUGUGAUAACGGGUGUCUCAACGGAGGACGGUGCGUGGGCCCCAACAGAUGCGUGUGCACCUACGGUUUCACCGGCGCCCAGUGCGAAAAAGACUACCGCACUGGGCCGUGCUUCGCCUCGGUGCACAACCAGAUGUGUCAGGGGCAGCUCACAGGCAUCCUGUGCACAAAGACGCUGUGCUGCGCCACGGUGGGACGGGCUUGGGGUCACCCCUGUGAGAUGUGCCCGGCCCAGCCACACCCCUGCCGCAGAGGGUUCAUACCCAACCACCGCACCGGGGCGUGCCAAGAUGUGGAUGAGUGCCAGGCCAUCCCUGGCAUCUGUGAAGGAGGAAACUGCAUCAACACAGUGGGACAUCGACGAGUGUGA
This is a messenger RNA of Pungitius pungitius (ninespine stickleback), 1196 nucleotides long. It is a transcript of the gene fbn2a, whose product is annotated as fibrillin 2a. The record is from RefSeq and is a predicted model, not a curated record. Lineage: Eukaryota; Metazoa; Chordata; Actinopteri; Perciformes; Gasterosteidae. The transcript is spliced from 9 exons. Bases 354 to 1196 code for a protein of 280 amino acids.